AUGAUGAAUAAUUUAGAUAUAUAAAAUGAGUAACAGUCUGAAAACAAUGAUGAUGGAGAAUAAGAAGAAGAAUCAGAGUCUCUUCAAAACAGACUACUAUUAAAUAAUAUUCCUACACCAUCUCGAACUGAAUCUAAUUUUUAGACAUCAACUAAUAAAACUAUUGAGAGAAAAUCAAUUUAAUAAGUUAAUCAAUUAUGUAAUCAUAAAUUGUUUAAAUUAGAAUCCAAAAAUUAAGAUGCUCCAAUAAAUGAUCUCGAUUUCAAGAAAUAAACAUAAAUGUCAUAUAAUUCUUCUAAAUCAUCAAAAACGUAGACAUCUAUGAAAAUUAGUUUAUUAUAAGCCUCAUUAAUUGCUAAGGAUUAAUUGAUACUAAACUUAUAAGAAGAAGUUAAAUAAUUAAAAAAACAGUAAAUUGAUAAAGAUCAAUAAAUGAAUGAACUUUCAAGGAACUAUGAAAUCAAACUUUAAUAAAUGUUUUAAAGAGUUACAGAUUUAGAAAAAAUAAUCAAAGAAAAAGAUCAUGAUAUUGAAUAGUUCAAAAAUGGUAAUAAUACCUUAAAUCUACAGGAUUUAUCAGUAAUUACAAAUAAAUAAAAUGAUCCAAAAAAAAUCAAAUCAAAUGAUCUUUAGUAAAAUGAGUUAUAAGGAUAUAGAUAAAAUCCUGAAUUAUAUCUCAAUAGUAAUUUUUGGCUGAUUUCAGCUGAAAAAAAAUUAUAAGGCAAUAAUCCAAUAUGCAAUUACUAGCCAAAAGAUAUAUUUGAUGGAAAAUAAUAAUAAUAACAAAAAGUACUUGAUAAAUCAUAUUGGUCAAAAUAAAAUGUAGAAUCUAAUAGAUAAAUAAAACAUAAUUCUAAUAUGUAAUUACCUAAAUUAGUUGAAAUGAAUUCUUAAAUUAAUCUAUAAUAACCUAAAUAUAAUCAUAAUAAUUUAAGGAGUUCAAGUCUCUAGUAAAAUAAUUAUAAGAGUUAUUCAUCGAUGUCCUAACCUUAUAUUAAUAAGGAUAUUAUACCUUAUGAUCCUGAUGAUUUUAUAGCAGAUUAAGAAAUAAAAUAGAUCUUUACCAUUUAAUCAUCUGUUAGAAAAGAAGCUUUGGACUGGGAUUCAUAACCGUCAAAUAAAUACAUGAUAACAUAUAAUCAUAAUUUAAAUUAAGCUAAGUUAGAUUAUAUUGAUAAAGCGCAAUCAUCAUAGAAUCAUAUUAAUUAACGUAAGUAAAAUUCACAUAAAUUAUCUAAUAAAUGA
Messenger RNA from Paramecium sonneborni, 1245 nucleotides. Lineage: Eukaryota; Ciliophora; Oligohymenophorea; Peniculida; Parameciidae. The record is from the annotation of a GenBank genome assembly.